Messenger RNA from Linum trigynum, 3815 nucleotides. The record is from the annotation of a GenBank genome assembly. NCBI's taxonomy places the organism in Eukaryota, Viridiplantae, Streptophyta, Magnoliopsida, Malpighiales, Linaceae.
GAUCCAAAGUCCAAACAACACACUAACCAAACGGCCACAUCUAAUUCAAAAAUAUGACAAGUAGGUUCGGAGAGUGGAGCUGCUAGGUUCGGCACUGCCAAGCAGAGAAGAAGAGAAAUGGACGAUAAAGCAGCAGAACAGAAACCUCACUCACUACCAGAAGGAGAGAGAGAGAGAGAGAGAGAGCACUCGCUCGCUCCGCAACUUUUUAUCUGUCGCCUGUAUGAGAGGAGAAUGUGAGCGUACUCCAUGGUUAGAGGCAAAGUAAAGUAGAAGGGAAAGAAGAAAGCGAAAUAAAGGAAGAAAGAGAAGCCGCAUCGCGAGAAAAGUAAGCAAGGGAGAGACGAAACAGUCGCCGGCGAGGGAGGAAGAAAUGGCCGAGUGCGGGGCAUUGUCGUUCUCGGCGGCUUCGGUGGUGGAGGAUGUACUUCAACAGCACGGGACUAGGUUGGGAGUCGUUGAUUUGGACUCCAGACGAGCUGAGGAAGCCGCCUCAAGAAGGUAUGAAGCGGCCGGGUGGUUGAGGAAGACGAUCGGAGUACUGGCGGCCAAGGAUUUACCAGCUGAGCCAUCGGAAGAAGAGUUCAGACUUGGGCUCAGGAGCGGAAUCAUCCUCUGCAAUGCCCUCAAUAAGGUUCAAACUGGAGCUGUCCCCAAGGUGGUUGAGAGCCCGUGUGAUGCCGCUCUUAUACCAGAAGGCGCAGCGUUGUCAGCAUUUCAGUAUUUUGAGAAUGUCAGGAAUUUCCUUGUGGGUGUGCAGGAAAUGGGAAUUCCAACUUUUGAAGCCUCUGAUCUUGAGCAAGGAGGUAAAUCUGCAAGGGUGGUCAAUAGUGUUUUGGCACUUAAGUCUUACAGUGAAUGGAAACAAGCAGGAGGAAAUGGAGUUUGGAAGUUCGGUGGGAAUGUAAAACCUACUGUCCCAACAAAAUCUUUUGUGAGAAAGAAUUCGGAGCCCUUCACCAAUUCUUUGUCUAGGAAUAUGUCAGCAUAUGAGAAGCAUUUGAACACUCUCUCUGCUGAUGUUGAUCCUAGUAAAAUGGUUACUGGAUCCUUGAGUAUGCUUGUUCGUGCAGUUCUGUCAGAUAAGAAACCAGAAGAAGUUCCCGGGUUGGUUGAAUCAGUGCUCUCAAAGGUGGUUGAGGCGUUUGAGAAUCGUAUUUCAGGCCACUAUGAUAUGGCAAAGAGUAAUAAAGAGAGUGCUGUUUGUCAGACCAACAAGUUCUCCACCCACUCUGCACCCCUUGAUAAAAAGGCUGAAGCCAAAAGCACCAGAGUCUAUAAGAAAGAAGAAAGCUAUGAGAAAUGUCACGUGCCUACUGAGGAAAUGAGAAGUAAAAUCCUGAAGCAGCAGGCACUGUUUGAUCAACAGCAACACGACAUUCAGGAUUUGAAGCAAACUCUCCACAUUGCAAAAGCUGGUAUGCACUCCAUGCAGAGAGAGUUUCAUGAGGAGUUUAACACUCUAGGUGUGCAUAUUCAUGGCCUAGCUCAUGCUGCAUCCGGUUACCACAAGGUUCUUCAAGAGAACCGUAAGCUGUACAAUCAGGUCCAAGACCUUAAGGGAAGUAUCCGGGUUUACUGCCGAGUGAGGCCAUUUCUUUCUGGACAAUCAAACUUCUUGAGCAGUGUGGAUUCUUUGGAAGAAGGAACCAUUUCUAUUAAUACAUCAUCGAAACAUGGGAAGAGCAGGAAAUCCUUCAGCUUCAAUAAAGUCUAUGGACCAUCUGCAACCCAAGCUGAAGUCUUCUCUGAUAUGCAACCAUUAAUUCGCUCUGUUCUCGAUGGAUACAAUGUCUGCAUAUUUGCAUAUGGUCAAACAGGAUCAGGAAAGACUUACACCAUGACAGGACCCAGAGAUCUUACAGAGCAAAGCAAAGGUGUAAACUAUAGAGCAUUGAGCGAUUUGUUUCUUCUAGCGGAACAAAGAAAAGACACCUUCUGUUACAAUGUGGCAGUUCAGAUGAUUGAGAUUUACAAUGAACAAGUUCGAGAUCUUCUUGUUAGUGAUGGAAGCAACAAGAGAUUAGAAAUUCGCAACAGUUCACAGACGGGUCUAAAUGUACCGGACGCAAACCUAGUUCCAGUAGCAUCAACAUCUGAUGUCAUCUACUUGAUGAACUUGGGACAUCGAAACCGUGCAGUGGGUGCCACAGCCCUCAAUGACCGCAGCAGCCGUUCUCAUAGUUGCUUGACUGUUCACGUCCAAGGAAAAGACUUGACCUCUGGAAAAGUUCUGCGUGGGUGUAUGCACUUGGUUGAUCUGGCAGGGAGUGAGAGGGUAGAUAAAUCUGAGGUUAGAGGUGAUAGACUGAAAGAGGCGCAGCAUAUCAAUAGAUCGCUUUCAGCUCUAGGAGACGUGAUUGCUUCCCUCGCUCAAAAGAAUCCCCAUGUCCCUUACCGGAACAGCAAACUUACUCAACUGCUUCAAGAUUCACUUGGAGGCCAAGCCAAGACGCUAAUGUUUGUUCACAUCAGUCCUGAACCUGAUGCUGUUGGAGAAACCAUAAGCACGCUUAAAUUUGCAGAACGAGUUGCAACCGUAGAACUCGGUGCUGCUCGAGUGAACAAAGAUAGUUCAGACGUAAAAGAGCUUAAAGAACAGGUUGCCUCCCUUAAGGCAGCAUUAUUGAAGAAAGAAGCCAGAGAGCAAACCGCAUAUGGGAGCAACGACAGACACAAAAGAGUAAAGGAAUCUGAGUACUCACCAUUUAAUUCUAACCAGCGUCUUGGAAAUGUUGACCAUGAAAGCGGUAACCUCAGACAACCAAUGGGCGAUGUAGGCAACAUAGAGGUCCGAACAAAUACUUUGUUGAGGCAAACGACACAAAGUUUUGAUCAGGAUGAACUAUUGACGAAUUCACCGCCAUGGCCACCCAUCAUUAGUCACAGCCAAAAUUGUGGAGAGCAGGAGAGAGAAAUAGGGUCUGGUGAGUGGGUGGACAAGGUGAUGGUGAACAAGCAGGAUGCUGCAAACAGACUUGACAGCUCUUUAGGUUGCUGGGAAGCAGAGAAUGGGCAUUUCCCUGAAGCAAUGUACCAGAAGUAUCUCUCGGAUCCUAGUAAAGCUUAUUCGCAGCAGUCAUACAACGUGUUCACAGGCAACAGCGGGUUCACCACGUACAAUGCUUCCAGCACAGACGAGAUGGAUGAUCUAGAUGCUGACACCUGUGACUCGUCAGAACCUGAUCUGCUAUGGCAGUUCAAUCAGUGCAAACUCGGCAACAUGGGGAGUGGGAUGGAGCGGAAGAACAAGAAAACAACUUCAUCAACUGCAUCAAGAACUCCAGACUUGAGGCAGCAUAACUCGUCCCCUAUGCUCGGCCCUUCUCCAUCACGGAAAUUGCCAUCCGGCAAUGGAGUUCCAGUGCACCGGAAGGGAAGGCAAACGAUGACUGCCACUGAUGGGAAACGCAAGCCCGGGAACAGAAAAUAGAGGUUCAUCUAGCAGCCAGCCACAACCACGUUCAGAGAGGUUGCAAUUUGUCUUUGAUACCUGAUUUUUUUUUUAUCUAUAGAAAGUUACACAAUGGUUUGAAGAUUGGUUGUGCCAUUUUUUUUUUUUUUUUUGUCUUCUUUUUAUCUGUUACGGUUUGUUGAUUGAGAGUGAGGGAGAGAGAGGUGUGUUUACUGAGUGCUUAUCUUUUUAUCUGAGUUGCUUUGUAAACUUCGAGUUUGGGUUUAGAGUGGUGUCUCUCUUCUGUAUAUUCAUUGUAUUACCAGUUACCAAUACUGUUGUUCUCUAUUUGUAAACUUUGAACUUGCAGUCAGACGCCCCUCAUCUUUUGGGGUAGCUGUAAUAAGAUUUCUUUUUUUUU